Messenger RNA from Acanthocheilonema viteae, 1164 nucleotides. Lineage: Eukaryota; Metazoa; Nematoda; Chromadorea; Rhabditida; Onchocercidae. The record is from the annotation of a GenBank genome assembly.
AUGAUGUCGGAUCAAUAUGGUAUGAAUAGCAGCAUGGAUAUGAAAAGUAUUCAUCGAGAAGAUAUCGAUGAAUUUAGAAAGUAUAUGGAGCCGAUUCUAAAAAAAUAUCCACGCUAUGAUACAGAUUAUGCACUGUUACGUUGGCUUAGAGGAUGCAAAUUUGAUAAAGAAAUGGCCGCACAAAAAAUGAAAUGGGCUUUAAAUGCAAUGAAUAGAAUUGGAGCAUUUGAAAAAGAUCUUAGUUCAGUUGAGAAAAUCGAAGCGAUUUUACGAGCUGAAACGCCUUUUGCGGAAUAUUUUCCGAGUGGUACGAUAGGAUAUGAUAAAAAUGGAUAUGUAAUCAUUGUACAUAAUAUUGGUAAAGCUCAUCCACGUAGUUUAGUUGGUACCGAACGAGUAUCUCGAUUUUACAUCAACUCUAUAUAUGAGUAUGAAGGAAUACAAUGUCUUAUAAGAUCAGAGGAAGCGAAACGUAACUGUAAAUUGGGUACAGUAGUAAUCGUUGAUUUGAGUGAUUUCUCAUACGAUAUCAUUUUCCACUUGCCAGCUACAAAGAUAUACAUCUCAGCAAUUCUGAUGCUACAGGAUAUGUUCCCAGAUAUUGCAUCAAAAUUAUACAUUAUUAAUGCUCCCGUAGCUGUACAAUUUCUUGUGCGAAUGGUUUUGAUGAAUAUUGCUAAAGAAACGACAGAUACGUUCGAAUUUUUGGGCAGUGAUUGGAAAGAAAUUUUGAUAAAAAGACAUGGAGCUAAAUAUUUGCCAAAAAGGUACGGUGGCUUAAUGGACGAUCAUAUUUUUGAAAAAGGAGGCGUGGUCCCCAAUUCACUAAUACAAAUGAACAAAAAAGAAAUGGCAAGGGAAAAGCUAAAAAAGAUUGUGGUAAAUGCACGGGAUGAAGCAGUAGUAAGUAUUAAAGUGGAAAAGCCAAAUUCAAAACUUUCCUGGUAUUUUGUCUGUUCAUCAGGUGAUAUCGAUUUCUGCAUAUUGUUCAAGGAGCAAGAGGUUUGGCCACGUUUCCGGAUUUACACUCAAUUUAUAGCGGAAUAUAAUGAAAUCGUGUGCAAUGAAGCUGGCAUAUAUCAAUUGUUAUUCUCAAACAAACACGGACGCAUAUGGAGCAAAAUUAUUCAGUAUUACAUUAACAUCAAACAACCUUCCGCUUAA